Messenger RNA from Tetranychus urticae (two-spotted spider mite), 882 nucleotides. RefSeq lists its product as uncharacterized. The record is from RefSeq and is a predicted model, not a curated record. Lineage: Eukaryota; Metazoa; Arthropoda; Arachnida; Trombidiformes; Tetranychidae.
ACUUUUUAUAAGCGUUUUAUGAAUGCAAAGAAAUUGGUUUUUGAUUAAUAAUCAUGAAAACAACUGAUGACUCAGUUCUAGUGAGCAAUCAAGCCAACAAAAAAAACCAUCUGAAAAUAUACAUUUUGUGUAAUCAUUGCGUUCGAAAUAGUUUUUAUUUUCAAAUAAAAUUUGCCAAUGAAUGAUGGAGUUGAUUAAAUCAUGGUGUAUUUUACUAAUACAAACAAUUAUCUCUCAGAUUGAUUUGGCUGACGCGAUCAAGUGUUUUACAUGUGAUUUUACAAUCAAUAGGUGUACAGAUCUUAAUUGUUACAAUAGUCCAGAUAGUUGUAGUCCAAGAUUUUUUACUGCUGCCGUUGUUCCGUACCGAGAGUGUCCUGCAGGCUGUGAACUAUUCUCAAUGACAGAUGCAAAUGGACUUGUUUUACAAUGGAGUCGAGGAUGCGAUCAAUCAGGAUCGACUGCUGGAGCCGCAAUAGAUUUCACCAGUACAUGUAAAACGGAAUAUAUAUUUGGAACUCGAAUGGAUAAAUGUUUUUGUAACCAGGAUUUUUGCAACUCUUCUGGUAACAUCAAACCUGGAUUAAUUUUAAUGUUAAUUUUAGCCAUUUUUAAUUUGAUCUCCAGAUGAAUUUUAAUUUUUCUAGAUAAUUUGUCUAGAUUAUAGAUUCUAUGUUUGUUAUUCACCCAAAACUAUCAUGUUUUAUCAAAUAUAAUUUCCAUUUUUGCUUAAAGGAUGAAAAAGAUAAGUUAAUGGCGAAGCAUAUGAAGAGUGAAUUGUAUAACAAUUAGCUCAUUUUGGAUCUGAAAUUUGUCAAUGUCAUGGUUGAACUAUUUUGUAGUUUUUGUUACACAUUAAAACAGUUAUUUCAAUUGUCGUUA